Molecule: messenger RNA, 1104 nt
Organism: Lingula anatina
Lineage: Eukaryota; Metazoa; Brachiopoda; Lingulata; Lingulida; Lingulidae
Product: guanine nucleotide exchange factor DBS
Biological process (GO): intracellular signal transduction
Cellular component (GO): cytoplasm
Molecular function (GO): protein binding; guanyl-nucleotide exchange factor activity
Source: RefSeq, a predicted model, not a curated record
ACCUGCUGAUCAGUCACUCAAGGGAACGCAAAAUUAGCUUAAAGCAAAACUAAACUACUUCUCAAAUUACCCUCAUUCCAAGAAAUUCCCAGUAAUCAUCGGUGUCAUCUUCAACCAUCACUGUUGACUGAGCUCUAGCAUCAAGGGUAUGAACUUGUUUGGGGACAUCUCUUUUACAUAGUAUGAAAGACAAAUCGUCAUGUUGUUAACAUGCCAUUGAAGAAGAUUUGACAGCUGUUUUACAGUAUGUGAUAGUCACAACCUAUAUUUACAUAUUUCCCUGCACUGACACUGCUGUAAUUGGGAUUUCUAAGUGACACGCAUGUGUUCUGCUGCUGCUGCUCUGCCAAUGACAACUUUGGGAACAGUCGGCAAAAUGAAGUUUGGGACAGAUAUGAUUGCUAAUUUGAACUAUGUGAUGGGAGAGACGAGAUGUGAGUUAACAGUCCUUGAUGUGGCAGAGACCCUGCAGCAGAGAUAUGCUUUCAUAUCAGGUGGCAGGUCGAGGGAUGGCUGUCCAAUCAUGUCGCUGCCAGACAAUCCUCACAACUCUGAAGUCACAGAACAACAGUACCAGGAUGUAGUGACAUACCUGUGCAGUAUACCAUCCGACAUUCGUGAUGUUACCCCAGGAAGGGAGAAUAAGGGGUUGAGGUACUGGCUGUUACAGUAGAUGUUUCUCCCCCCUCCUACUGUUUAUCAAUGUGUUUGUGUGUCUGUAUGUAGUUAUGGAUUAGAAUUUCAGCAAAAAAGAAACAAAUUUUAUCAACCAUGUCCUAGGAACCUGUGUUUUAGCUGCACACUCGAGGCCCUUUAAAUUUAUGAUAAACGCUGCAUGCCCUUCACUAGGGCUUGGUAUAUAAGGACCCAUUACUAGGGUCUUUUUACUAUAGGUAUCGGUAUGUGUGUUUCAGGAACUUUUUGACAUUCCUGUUAAAGAGCCCCACAUUUUGGUACUUGUAUAAAAUUAAAGAUACAUAUUAGUAGAGACCUUUCAUUUUGGGCUCUUUUAUACAUCUUAGACUAUAUAAUGUGCCAUGGGUCCCUGAACAAGACCCUGAAGUACAGCUCCGUACAUGUUCUCCUUUAUAACAAAUUACUACA